CUCACCUACCAUGGGUGGGCCAGGAAACCUACAUGGCUCUGCUGUUCCAUCCCACAGGGACACCGGGGGAUUUUCAGCCAUGGUGCAAUAGAGUUAAACCCCACAGGGCGGCAGGGGCACUGGGACAGUCUCUGCAGUUAUGUCCCCUCCUGGGGGGCCAUGGGCACCACCCUCACCUCAGUGGGCACCAUACCACUCUGCAGCACUGGGGUUGUUUCUCUAAGGUGUUCCUAGAACACCUAUCACCAGGGUAUCUAACCACACAUUUCCCCAUGGGGGCAUUGUGGCCCCUCUGCUGCCAUCUCUCCCACCAUCUUGCCCCUCACUGCUCUGAAGGAUCAUGCCCCACGGGGGGUGAGGGGGUGGAGUGCUGCCUGGUCGUCAUUGGAUGAUGGACUCACUCUCUGAUCUUGCUGGAAAGAAAUUCUCCCUCCUGUUGGAGAACCCUGUGCUGCUCAGUCUUUUCCUCUCCAGACCAGUGGCCCAGGCUUCGACUGAUGAUCCAGAGCUGCAAAGCACCCAGCCGUGCUACUGACUGAGUGUGUGAGAUUAGUGGGCUGCACUUACAGCUGUCCCUGAAGAAGAUUCUGACCCCAGGUGUGGUGGCAGCUGUCACUUUAAGGCGCUCAAGAUGAGUGGCGAUGUGGCAGACUCCACAGAAGCGCAGAAUGAACCCAACCAAGUGGAACCAGGAAAUGAACGAAAUGGGCUGGACUUUAACAGACAGAUUAAAACAGAAGACCUCGGUGAUUCCUUGCAAUCUCCGGUACAGCCUAGAUCAGGCCACCUAGGACAAGGAUCAUCAAUGAUGCCUGGAAGCCAAAUUGCCGGGGAUAUGAGUUCUCUUCACACGCUGCAGCAGCUUGUACUGGUGCCCGGUCCUAUGCAAUCAGUCCCUCAGUUCCUGCUCUCUCAGGCCCAAGCUGGGCAACAAGCUUUGCAACCAAACAUUCUCUCCUUUCCCCAGCAACAGAGCAGCCUCGUCCUCUCGCAGCCUGGACCCAGCCUAGCAUCACAGGCAGUGGGACGAUCAGGGCUCCCUGGGCCGUCUUUAGAGCCCCAUCUGGAGGUGCCACAGCACUUGCAAGUUGCAAAACACAUGCUGUCUUCAGCCGUAUCAGACGAACCCAGUGACCUGGAGGAGCUAGAGAAGUUUGCUAAGACUUUCAAACAGAGGCGAAUCAAACUAGGGUUCACCCAGGGUGACGUUGGACUGGCCAUGGGUAAGCUGUACGGCAACGAUUUCAGCCAGACCACCAUUUCCCGCUUUGAGGCUCUCAACCUGAGCUUUAAAAACAUGUGCAAGCUCAAGCCCCUGCUGGAGAAGUGGCUGAGCGAUGCAGAAUCCACUCCUUUGGACUCCUCUGUGAGUACCCCUAAUUCCUACCCUUCAGUGAGCGAGAUGUUUGGGCGGAAGAGGAAGAAACGCACCAGCAUCGAGACCAACAUUCGUUCCACGCUGGAGAAGAGAUUUCAAGUUAAUCCCAAGCCCAGCUCGGAGGAGAUCUCCAUGAUAGCAGAGCAGCUCUCCAUGGAAAAGGAAGUGGUUCGGGUUUGGUUCUGUAACCGGCGCCAGAAGGAGAAGCGGAUCAGCUGUCCAGUGCCAUCCCCCAUAAAAUCAUCCAUCUACAACUCCAGACUGGUCUCUACCUCAGGGUCCCUGGGCCCCCUCUCAGUCAAUCCGAUGCACAGCACCAUGCCUGGGACAGUAACAUCGUCAUGUUCCCCUGGGAAUACCAGCAGGCCCUCAUCCCCCAGUACAGGGCUCCAUGCCAGCAGCCCCAGUGCAUCCCAGAGCCACUCUAAAGCCACAAUGAACUCGUCCAACUUCAAUCCUUCUGGAUCUUGGUACCGAUGGAAUCAACCCACUCUCCAUUGAGGCUGCUGCUCCAUCAUGCACAAAGGGAGCCCUGAUUUCUAGCCAUGGGCCAACUUCUGGGGCAAAGUUUGGAGUGAGGGUGCCUUCAAAGUGCAGCAGAAGGAGGGUCUUGCUUAUGGGAGCCCGGCACAGCUGGACUGUUUAGAGACUCGGGCUGUAACUGAACCUCCCACAGGAGAUUCUCAACUCCAGCAGUGAAAUUUAACACCCCUCCAGGUGUUAACCAGAAUAAUCCCCCACUUAGCCACAGCAGCACCAAACACUGUCCAACCCGUGUGGAUCUCUGUGAUGCUCUGCCUUGCCUGGCAAGGAUUUCCAUAUCGCACUCCUCCUCCUAGCUCAUUUCAGAGCUUGCCGUGAGAAGGGUCUGCAGUGCCGUCUCUGACCACACCCACAUCCCAGAAACCCCGGAACUGAACCCAGGUGACCACGUUCAUUUCACCGAAGACCUGCAUCUAGAUGUGAGCUUUGUUACCCUGUCAACUUCCCAGCUUAAUGUCAUUGUACUUUAUUCCCUACGCAACAGUUCUCCCUUUUCUAAAGCUCUUUUUGCUUUCUUUAAAUGUUUAGAGCCAGGUGCCUCUUUACUUUUUUUUCCCCCUUUAAAAUAAAUGCACCUUAUUUGUAAAGACACUGCUUGGUCAUUGCUCAGCUCCGAUCCUCACCCCACUGCUCCCUGGGCGGCUGUCACUCUUAGGCAUCAUGAGUGAAAUUCUGGCUCCUUUGAAGCAAACAGGAGUUUUGCCCCAGGAUUUUGCCUCGUGUUUAUUUUACUUCCCUGUUGUUUAUCCAUUGGGGCUCGUCAGCUACCAAACAACAAGACCUGCCUAAGGUUGUGUCUGUGUGUCUCCAUGCUGAGCAUUUUUGCUGAAUUAUUAACAUGUAAAUAGCUUUCCCAUUCUUUGUGCUCUGUCCUUCCGUCCCUGGGAGGACAGUUUGUAGAACUCAGGUGUGAAUUUGAGGAUUUUAUUUUCCUGUGUGUGUAUUGUUUAAUUUCAUUAAAAACCAAAGUAUAGAAAAUCUAACAAAUUUCACAGAGUAUCAACAGGGAAAUAAUGCUUAUUUCCCAGCUCGUCUAUCUGAAAGGAGCAGAUAUUCAUUUGUAGAGUAGAACUGAGACAUGAAAUACAUUACAAAGUGAAGGGUGUUCAUUUUAAACAAAAAGUGAUUUAGAAGGUACUUGCGCAUAGAGAAGCAUGCUGUGGCUCACCACCCUAGGAACAUUCUAGAAAAGGCCAAGGGGCCGGGGCUGAGCUCAACAUGUGGAGUGGAGAAGUAUAAGCAUGUGAGGAACAAAUCCAUACAUAGAGAGGUUAAAUAUGAUUGGUUAGCGGGUUGUGUUAUGUAACUGCCAUGUGCUAUAAAAUAGCAAUGGGAGGGGCUCCUUGCUGGAGGGACUUUGGCUGAUUUUUGUACCAGGAGCUCUCCCUUUGUGCACAUUGAAUAAAGUCUUGUUGAAUAGAAUCGAAUUGAAGACCCUUGAUUCUGCCCGGCAUCUGACUCAUUUGGUUGUUACUGGGAACCAUAAAAUCC
This is a messenger RNA of Dermochelys coriacea (leatherback sea turtle), 3412 nucleotides long. It is a transcript of the gene POU2F3, whose product is annotated as POU class 2 homeobox 3. Bases 632 to 1879 code for a protein of 415 amino acids. The transcript is spliced from 14 exons. The record is from RefSeq and is a predicted model, not a curated record. Gene Ontology annotation, molecular function: RNA polymerase II cis-regulatory region sequence-specific DNA binding; DNA-binding transcription factor activity, RNA polymerase II-specific. NCBI's taxonomy places the organism in Eukaryota, Metazoa, Chordata, Testudines, Dermochelyidae. Gene Ontology annotation, biological process: regulation of transcription by RNA polymerase II. Gene Ontology annotation, cellular component: nucleus.